This is a messenger RNA of Auxenochlorella protothecoides, 981 nucleotides long. Its product is annotated as Tryptophan 5-hydroxylase 1. The record is from RefSeq and is a predicted model, not a curated record. Gene Ontology annotation, biological process: aromatic amino acid metabolic process. Lineage: Eukaryota; Viridiplantae; Chlorophyta; Trebouxiophyceae; Chlorellales; Chlorellaceae. Gene Ontology annotation, molecular function: oxidoreductase activity, acting on paired donors, with incorporation or reduction of molecular oxygen, reduced pteridine as one donor, and incorporation of one atom of oxygen; iron ion binding. The transcript has 3 exons. Bases 1 to 981 code for a protein of 326 amino acids.
AUGUUCGCAGGCCCAGUGGCGUCAGCAGGGACAGUGUCGGAGACCCCCCCCGCGGCCUCGAUGCCACAGAAGGCACAGCCCGCCCCCUUCAAGAUUCCAAAAUCCCUCAGUGAGGUCGAUAAUGGAAAGAUCCUAGGCUUUGGCGCAGAGUUGGCGGAAGGACACCCCGGCUUUGCCGACGAGGCAUACAAGCAGCGACGAGUCGACAUCUGUAAAAUCGCCAGCAAGCAUGAGAUAGGCGCCCCCAUCCCCGCCAUCGAGUACACGGCGGAGGAGACGGCGGUGUGGUCCUACGUCAUGAACGAGCUGGCGGAGCUCUUCCCCGCCCACGCCUGCUCCGAGUUCCUGGCCUCCUGGCGGGAGCUGGGCUUCAGCCCCCGCCGCGUGCCCCAGCUGCAGGAGGUCUCCGAGUUCCUGCAGGCCCGCAGCGGCUGGCAGAUCCGGCCCGUGGCGGGCCUGCUCCACCCCCGCGACUUCCUCAACGGCCUGGCCUUCCGCACCUUCCACAGCACGCAGUACAUGCGGCAUGGGGCCGACCCGUGCUGGACCCCGGAGCCGGACAUCGUGCACGAGAUGAUCGGGCACGUGCCGAUGCUGGCGCACCCCGCCUUCUGCCAGCUGGCGCACGCCAUCGGCGUGGCGUCCCUGGGCGCGGACGAGGCCCAGAUCUGGCACCUCACCAAGUGCUACUGGUACACCGUGGAGUUUGGCGUGGUGCGCGAAGGAGGCGCGGUGAAGGCCUUCGGCGCGGGCGUACUGUCCAGCUACGGCGAGAUGAAGAACAUGGCCUCAGGCCGGGCCGGCCUGCGCGAGUUCGACCCCUUCCAGAAGCAGCCCAAGAUGAGCUACAGCGACGGGUACCAGAAGACGUACACGGUGCUCGAUUCCUUCGAGGACGGCGCGGCCAAGCUGGAGGCAUACUGCAAGACGUUGCACGUCCCGCUCAGCGAUGAGGUCCGCCAGGCCGUGGGCUUGGCGUGA